Coturnix japonica (Japanese quail) is the source of this 3591-nucleotide messenger RNA. It is a transcript of the gene BCAR3, whose product is annotated as BCAR3 adaptor protein, NSP family member. The record is from RefSeq and is a predicted model, not a curated record. NCBI's taxonomy places the organism in Eukaryota, Metazoa, Chordata, Aves, Galliformes, Phasianidae. Gene Ontology annotation, biological process: small GTPase-mediated signal transduction; positive regulation of peptidyl-serine phosphorylation. Gene Ontology annotation, molecular function: guanyl-nucleotide exchange factor activity; phosphotyrosine residue binding.
GAAACCCUGGGCCCAUCGAGAAUGCCCCGGGCGGUUACUGCGGGCGCCCCGGCCGCCCCCUCGCCCCAGCAGUCCGGCGGGCCCGGGGGGAGACCGCCCGGCAGGGAGCGGAGCUGCAGCCGGUCUCCGGAAAGCCGAGCCAGAACGGGAGCGAUCAGACCGGCAGCUGCUGGGACGGCGUUUUCCUUCGGCUUGGAGAACGACGAGCAGGAAUCAAGAAUGAUAGCCGCAGGGAAAUUUGCAAGUCUUCCCAGAAAUGUCCCAGUGAACCAUCAGUUCUCAUUAGCGUCGUCCAUGGACCUUUUGACCACCAAACCUUCACUAACUGAGCAUCGCUCAGACUCAUUUCAAGACAUCUCUAUCCAUGGCACUCUCCCCAGGAAGAAGAAGGGAACAGUUAAAGUUAUGGCUUGUGAUAUGUUUAGCCACGUGGGAACAUUACCAUACACCAGAACACAAAGGCAACAGCCACCUUUUGUACAGGAUGUCAUAGAAGAGUACCCUCUACAAAAUGGGAAGAGCAACAAACUCCAUACCAGAGAUCAGAAUGUUCCGGAUCCUACUUUGGAGUAUGUUAAGUUUUCUAAGGAGCGGCAGGUUAUGGACAACAGCCCGGAAAAGCUGAAGAAAGAGCUAGAGGAGGAACUGCAGCUAAGCAGUGACGAUUUGCGUAGCCAUGCCUGGUACCACGGACGUAUUCCUCGGCAGGUGGCAGAAGAGCUGGUUCAGAGGGAUGGAGAUUUUCUGAUUAGGGAUUCUCUUUCCUGUCCUGGGAACUUCGUUCUUACCUGUCAGUGGAAGAAUACCCCUCAGCACUUUAAAAUCAACAGAACAGUUGUAAGAUUAAGUGAAGCCUAUUGCCGAGUUCAAUAUCAGUUUGAACUGGAAAGUUUUGACAGUAUCCCCGGCUUAGUUAGGUACUAUGUUGGGAAUCGCACACCAAUAUCAAAACAGAGUGGAGCAAUUAUUUUUCAGCCUAUCAACAGGACUGUGCCUCUCAGGUGUCUGGAAGAAAAGUACGGUGUAACUUCAGACCGACAAAAAGAGCAAAGCAUCUCCAAAGGAAAAACAGAAACUACAAAAAGACUGAGUCUUGGUGUAUCCAGCAUGCAGUCCCAGGAGCAGAGCAUACCUAGAGGAAAUCUUUUGAGAAACAAAGAAAAAAGCGGUAGCCAGCCAGCUAGUCUGGACCACGUUCUGGACAAGAGAUUCCCUCUUAAGACUCACCAGUCGGAGAGCUAUCUGCUGAUAGGUUCAAAACAUUCAUCUCGACUGCCUGAAGCAGAUGCUGACUCCUGCCCAAGUUCACCUGCAUUUAGAACAGGCAGUGAACCUUCUCUAAGCCCCACAGUUGUUCAGAAAGUCACUUAUGAUUCACAAGAAGGAGAAGCUCUUAGAGGAUCAGACAGCCAACUCUAUCCAAAGCCUCCACCUAAACCCAGCAAAGCAUCCCUGCUGAAGACCACAGAUUCUCCUAUAGCUUCCCAUAGCUCAGAAGGACACUAUUGUGAGCUAAGUGUUGCCAGAGAUUCUGAAGCAACAAAACAACACUUACGCCAGAAAAACAGCUAUGUGGAGCAUCUGACACAAAAGGAGAGGGGAGCACAAUCAUUCAGGAACUCUGAAACAAGUUAUUUGAUCCUGGAUGAUGACCAUACAGUGAACUCUGCAGGUCCUGUAGAUGUUUCAACUGAGAUGGCUGAAGAAAACAAUGUGUUUUCUGCACCACUUUAUGAGACAUCGUCUAGUUUUAAACCAAAUGAUUUUGAAUCCAAACUACUUCCUUCUGAAAACAAGCCUUUGGAAACAUCGAUGCUAAGAAAAAUUAAGGAGCUUUUCACCAAGAAUAACCCAAAGGUUAUUGCACAGCAUAUUCUUAGAAUGGACUGCAAGGUGGCGAGAAUACUAGAAGUUUCUGAAGAGAUGAGGAGGAUUAUGGGAGUGAACUCUGGUCUUGAACUGAUUACUUUGCCUUAUGGACAUCAGUUGCGCCUGGACCUCAUUGAAAGGCACAACACCAUGGCAAUAGGAAUAGCUGUGGAUAUCUUGGGCUGCACAGGAAAUCUGGAAGACAGAGCCGCAACAUUAAACAAGAUCAUCCAAGUUGCAGUGGAGCUGAAGGACUCACUGGGGGAUCUGUAUGCGUUUUCUGCCAUUAUGAAAGCACUGGAAAUGCCACAGGUCACCAGGUUAGAACAAACCUGGACCUCUUUAAGACAUCAUUACACCCAGACUGCCAUCAUGUAUGAAAAACAGCUGAAGCCAUUCAGCAAAGCUUUGCAUGAAGGUCAAGAGAUGGUCAGCAUUCCACAGAACCUAACACUGCCACUGCUGAUGCCUCUUGUUACCUUGAUGGAGCGACAAGCUGUCAUUUUUGAAGGGAUGGAUCUGUGGGAAAGCACUGACCAAAGCUGUGAAAUAAUGUUCAAGCACUUGACCGCAGCUCGUCAGAUAGCACAGAAUGCAGAACUGUACAGCUUGACUGCACAACGGAUGCUGGAAGGUUUUCAGCCUGAUGAAGAGAUGAGUGAAAUCUUCAAGACAGAAUUUCAAAUGAGAUUGCUCUGGGGCAGCAAAGGAGCAGAAGUUAAUCAGAGCGAAAGAUACGAGAAGUUCAGCCAGAUUUUAUCUGCACUUUCCCGAAAACUGGAACCUCCUCCAGUGAAGCAGGUGGAACAAUUAAGUAUCUAAGACUGUAAACACUAUGAAGAGAUACACUUGAAAUAACUGUAGCUUGCUUUCAGUAAUUUGAUACUGCACAAACUUCUUGCAUUUCACGAGAUGUUUAGAACUUCUAAUUGCACAAUGCACACUUGUUUUAGAACUACUGACUUCUACAGCAAAUUAUUUAUUUCCUAUGUCACUACAACUUUUAAUGAUCCCUUUAUGCAGGUAGGUCAUCACUGUAAAGUACUUCUGUAGCUUUCUGUAUUUCUGUAAGGUUAUAAAUUUUGAUAAUGCCUAAGAAUAGGGGCAUUUGCAUCAUAAUUAUAUUUAAAUGAAGCAAAUAGUGUAAAUAAAGUGACAGAUUAACUAUAUGGGUUGUAUAAUACUCCUUAACUGGGUAUAAAACACUAUGUACAGAAUUGUGCAUUAAAGUAUAUCUUUAUGCAAAAUAAUUUGCAUAUUAUAGUUGAAGAAAUGAUCUGUGACUGCAAGAAGGCUCAAAUUUCACUUUAGCAAUGAAAAUCAGUUGUGAAUGUGUUGGGACAGUUCAUAGUUUUUUUUCCAGACAGCAUGUGUAGCACUUUAACUUUUGCUGGAGGCUGGACAGCUCUGCUGCCACCAAAUGAAUGAUGAAAUGGCAAGAACAAACAACCUAGAUAAUUAAAAUGCUUUCAUAUACGAGUAAAGGUGAGUGCAUGUAUAUAUUAAAACUUACUUUGCAUUCUGAGGUGGAUCACAAUAACCAGUACUUGUAUUUUUUUUUCUUGGAUGAAGAGUUACUUGUCAGUACUUUUCGUAGAUAAUCAGUGCACAGUGUUAAUAUAGUAUCUGCUGCUGAAGCAUUCUUUAUAUUGUCAUGUACAUGUACAGAUGUGAUGUAUAAGCAUUCUCAGAGAUGGUAUAAAUACUUAGACAAGAAUUCUA